CUCUUUCCCUCCUCUUUCUCCAACCUUUGACAGCUAAAGUUGUCCCCGGUGUGAAAAAGGACUCUUUCUGCUCCAACACACAUACGCGGCGCAACUCCUGUCCGUGUCCUGGCUGCUGAAUACGGGGUCCUUGAGGUGUCAGGGCAAGUAAGGAUCUUCUGACCUGGGGGAACAAAAUAAAAGACAUUACAAAAUUUAAUUACAAAAAUUAAGAAGGGGAAAAAGAAGAAGAACAUAACCCAAAGAAGAAUUUCCUCAGCAAAGUGUAUUACUGGGACUCUGCACUACGUUGUUUCAGGUGAACUAUGACCACUUUGCUCCUACUGUUCGCUUGUUUGCGAGUCAUCGCAGCGACAAUCUCCAUCGAGCUGUCAGACCCAGCUAGUGCACUGAGUGUGAGCAUCCCGGGGCAGUCUCCACUGCGCCCUCUGCUGGGCAGCUCGCUGGUCGUGCCCUGCUACUUCCUGGACAGCACACCCCAUGACCCCACCGCUGCCCCCCUCACCCCCCGGAUCAAAUGGAGCCGGAUCUCCAAGGAAGGCGAGUCUGUCAUCCUGGUGGCCACAGAGGGGAAGGUUCGAGUCACUGCCGAGUACAUGGACAGGGUGACCAUGGUCAGCUACCCCCUGGUGCCCACCGACGCCACUCUGGAGAUCAGCGAGCUGCGUACCAGCGACUCGGGUAUCUACCGCUGUGAGGUGAUGCAUGGCCUAGAGGACAGCGAGGACACCGUCGACAUCCAGGUCAAAGGCAUUGUAUUCCACUACAGAGCUAUCUCAACUCGCUACACCCUGACCUUCGAGAAGGCCAAAAGUGCCUGCAUACAGAACAGUGCCACCAUCGCCACUCGUGAGCAGCUGCAGGCAGCGUACGAUGAUGGGUUUCAUCAGUGUGAUGCUGGUUGGCUCUCAGAUCAGACAGUCAGGUAUCCAAUUCAUAGUCCACGAGAGGGUUGCUACGGUGACAAGGAUGAGUUCCCUGGUGUCCGAACGUAUGGAAUUCGGGAAACUAACGAGACGUAUGAUGUGUACUGCUUCGCAGAGGAGAUGUCAGGCAAGGUCUUUUACUCCACCUCCCCAGCUAAAUUCUCAUUUUCGGAAGCGGAGGAGCAGUGCAUUAAGCUGGGCGCCCAACUAGCCACCACUGGGCAGCUCUACCUGGCCUGGCAGACGGGCAUGGACAUGUGCAGCGCGGGCUGGCUGGCUGACCAAAGUGUCCGCUACCCCAUCUCUAUAGCCAGGCCAAACUGCGGUGGUAACCUGGUGGGUGUCCGAACCGUCUAUCGCUACCUGAACCAGACUGGCUAUCCCUACCCAGACUCCCGCUAUGAAGCCAUCUGCUACCGAGAUGAGCCAGUGGAAGCUGUCACCGCGGCGACAGACGGAUACCAGGCCACGGAAGCAGAGGAAGUGACCACAGAGAUCGGCAGUGGUCUGCUGACGGUUGAGACCUUCACUGAGGGCCCGGAGCUCUUCGUCACCAAGCUGACCUCGACGGGGGAGCUCCAAGGAGAGGUGGUCACACUGGAGCCUGUCGACCUGACUGGCACUCCCGCGGUGGAGCCCUUCAGUGCAACUGAGGUCAUCGAGGGAUUCCCCCCCUCUGUCACCAUGGACUUCGUGUUUCCAGGAGACAACGUCACGGAUCUUCCCUUGUCUCCACCCCCUGGCAUCACCGAAGAGGUCCUGACCCCGGAGGAGGUUACGGCAGAACUCACCGGCACCCCAGGGUUCCUGGUGGAGGAGCUGAUCAGUGUGGUCACUGCUGCCCCUGAAAUCGGCUUUCCUUUGGUAACAGAAGGAGCUGAAAAUGCCACAGACGUGCAGGAGGAAGGCAGCACCCUGACCACGGAGCUGCCACCCACUGCCCUCCCCCCUACAGGUUUGGUGUUCCACUACAGGGCAGCGUCCAGCCGCUACUCCCUCACCUUUGCCCAGGCUCAGCAGGCAUGUCUGGAAAACAGUGCCGUCAUCGCCAGUCCGGAGCACCUCCAGGCCGCUUACGAGAGUGGCUUCAACCAGUGCGAUGCAGGCUGGCUCUCCGACCAGUCUGUCAGGUAUCCAAUCGUCACUCCACGAGACAACUGCUACGGUAAUAUGGAUGGGUUCCCUGGUGUGAGGAACUAUGGUGUGCGUCCGGCCAGCGAGCAAUACGACGUGUACUGUUACAUCGACAAGCUCAGGGGUGAGGUUUUCCACGCAAGCUCAGUCGAGCGCUUCACGCUUGAAGAAGCCUUGUCAUAUUGCCUUGACCGGAACGCGACCCUCGCCACCAGUGGAGAGUUGCACGCCGCAUGGAAGCAGGGUCUAGACAAGUGUCGCGCAGGUUGGCUGCUUGACGGCAGCGUGCGGUAUCCCAUCACCACCCCUAGGCCCUUCUGUGGUGGGGGGAAAACCGGCGUUAUCACCGUCUACCGGUUCCCCAACCAAACAGGCCACCCUGAGUCACACUCCAAAUAUGACGCCUACUGCUUCCGAGCUGCUGAGGAGGAAGCUGUAACUGCAUUGCCAGAGUUGGAGAAGGUGACCAGACUGAUCCUUGAGGUGGAGCCACCAGUCACCCCCACAGGGCUCUGGGAGUACCCUGUCACUGGCACGCCCCCUUACGAAGACGAGCUAUUCACAGGCACAGAGGACAUGUUGCAGACAGUGAACGUUACGGCCGUUCCCUUGAUCACUGUCCCACCCGAGGACAUCAGCGGCUCUGCGUACAGUGGGCUGCCAUCCGGAGAAAGCGACAUUUCUUCAGGAGAUGAAUCAGGAGUCAUGUCUGGGGACAUCUCAGGAGACGCCAGCAGCAGUGGAAUUCCAGAUGUGAGUGGGGAGGCCUCUGGAUUUGCAGUCACCAGUGGAUUGACCUCUGGGACCAGCAGCGAGGGGUCAGCUAUAGAUGUGACCUUGAUUUACUCUGAACAAUUUCAAUCUGGCCAGGGAUCUGGUGUCUUCCAGGAAGCUGGAGGGGAGAUUUCAGGAGAAACGUCUGGAUUCCCAGAUAUCAGCGGGCAGGAAUCAGGAGACUUAAGUGGGUUCUCUUCCGGGUUCACUUCGGGGUUCCCUAGUGGAGACUUUUCUGGCAUCAGCGGACUCUCAUCAGGGAUUCCAGACAUCAGCGGCUCUGGAUCCGGAGUGACAUUCAUUGAAGGAGGCUUUAUUCAGGUGAUACCCACGCCACAGGUCGAGGAAGAAGCAGGAGCGGGAAGCCUGGAAGAAAGGGGCAUUUCAUCCGGUGAUGCAAGUGCAGAAUACAGUGGUCUGCCCUCUGGAAUUCAUGAUGCCAGUGCGGACUAUUCUGGGUUCCCUUCUGGGUUUCCAGACAUGAGUGGGGACAUUUCUGGAACCAGUGGACUUCCUUCUGGCUUUUCAGGUACCAGUGGUUAUUCAUCAGGGAUCAUCAUUUUGGAUGGAGAUUGGAUUGAGAUGGAGACCAAGAUUCCAAAGACCGAGGCUGAAGCAGGACAAGAGGUGGAGGCCAGCGGUUUGCCUUCUGGAGACUUUUGUGGAAUUUCUGGAAUAAGUGGACUUCCCUUGGACACAAGUGGAGACAUGUCAGGUUUCCUGGAUUUAAGUGGUGAGGGUUCAGGAAUACCAGAAAUGAGUGGACUUUCAUCUGGAAUCCUGGAUUUUAGUGGUUUCACUUCCGCAAUUACAGAUAUUAGUGGACUUUCUUCUGGAUUCCCUGAAAUUACUAUGGUAGAUCCCGGAUUGGUGGAAUUAGUUCCCACAACUACCAGCUUGGAGCAGGAGCUGGGUGGUGGGCCAUCUGUGCUUCUGGAAUUCAGUGGUCUGUCAUCCGGGGAUGUUUCAGGAGACUUUUCCGGAUUACCCUCUGGUGUAAGCGGGGAUGUAUCUGGAAAGGUGAGUGGACUUUAUUCAGGGGAUCUGGACUUCAGCGGCUUACCCAGUGGAUUCCCCUCCGGAAUACCAGACAUCAGCGGAUUUGAAUCUGGAUUCCCAGAUGUGACCCUUGUAGACUCCAGCCUUGUCAAAGUGACAGAAAAAACAGACGUUGAGCAAGAACUGGGAGAGGGUCCUUCUGGAUUUCUGGAUUUCGGAUCCGGAGAGCCAAGCGGAUCCUCUGGACUUCCAGAUAUCAGUGAAGCAUCAGGAAUCCCAGAUAUCAGUGAAGCAUCGGGAAUCCCAGAUAUCAGUGGAGCAUCGGGAAUCCCAGAUAUCAGUGGAGCAUCGGGAAUCCCAGAUAUCAGUGAAGCAUCGGGAAUCCCAGAUAUCAGUGGAGCAUCGGGAAUCCCAGAUAUCAGUGGAGCAUCGGGAAUCCCAGAUAUCAGUGAAGCAUCGGGAAUCCCAGAUAUCAGUGGAGCAUCGGGAAUCCCAGAUAUCAGUGGAGCAUCAGGAAUCCCAGAUAUCAGUGGAGCAUCGGGAAUCCCAGAUAUCAGUGGCCUUCCUUCCGGGGAGGUUUCAGGAAUCUCUGCUAGUGGAGAUGUAUCAGGGUUCACAGACAUCACCUUCCUUAUCUCAGAGGAAGUGAUAGAAGUGGCCACCAAACCAACGGUGUCCCAGGAGCUGGGCCAGGGGCCCCUGGAAGCAAGUGGAGAAUCAUCUGGAAUACCUCUAGCAAGUGGGGAGCCCUCAGGAGUCCCAGACAUUAGUGGAGAAGUUUCUGGAAUACCUUCCGGAGAUUUACCUGCAGUAAUUCUGAGCUCCCGCUCUCCAGACCAGGAACUUACAAGCAGUACUGGUGGUCCAGAGGAGACACUCUCAGAAAUAGGACAGGUCGUUCCUGAAGUACUCAUCACUCCACCUGUGCCCAUUGCACUGACCACUGCCCCGGCAGUGAUUGCCAUAGAGACACCGUCAGUUCUAGAGGAGACAGUCUUGGAAGAUAUUCCCGACCCCUGUGUUCCAAAUCCAUGUGGCACAGGAACAUGUGCGACCCGAGAUGGGAUCGCAUUCUGCCGAUGCCCGCCAGGACUGACCGGAGACGACUGCCAGAUGGACAUUGAUGAGUGCCACUCGGGCCCCUGCGUGAAUGGAGCUUCCUGCAUUGAUGGCAUCGACUCUUACAAAUGCUUAUGCCUUCCCAGCUACGGAGGGGACCGCUGUGAGAAGGACUUGGAGAUCUGUGAGGAAGGCUGGAUGAAGUUCCAGGGAAACUGCUACCGCCACUUCUCUGAGCGGGAGACCUGGGUGGAUGCAGAACGCCGGUGCAGAGAGAUCAGCUCCCAUCUAGUGAGCAUCAUGACCCCUGAGGAGCAGGAGUAUGUGAACAACAACGCGCAGGACUACCAGUGGAUCGGACUGAAUGACAGGACGCUGGAACGCGACUUUCGCUGGUCCGACGGACACCCCCUGCAAUUUGAGAACUGGAGGCCUAACCAACCGGAUAACUACUUCAGUGCUGGAGAGGAUUGUGUGGUGAUGAUCUGGCAUGAGAACGGGCAGUGGAAUGAUGUGCCCUGCAACUACCACCUUCCCUUCACGUGCAAGAAGGGCACCAUGUCUUGUGGAUCCCCUCCAUUGGUAGAAAAUGCCAGAAUGUUUGGAAAGAGGAGAGACCGUUACGAAGUGAACUCAAUAAUCCGGUACCAAUGCAACCACGGGUUUACACAGCGCCACCUGCCUGUGAUCCGCUGCAAGGCAGAUGGACAGUGGGAGCAGCCUCGAGUGGAGUGUAUAGAUUCCACUGCCUACAGCCGCAGACUACACAAGAGAUCAACUAGGAGUCAAACGAGACAAGCCAGCAGAUCUUGGGGAAAACUCAGAUAAAAAGGGAAAGGGGAGAUUGCUAAAGAAGAAAGAUUUUUAAAAAGAUAAUUAUUUUAAAGAACAUUUAUAUAAAAAAAGAGUCAUUUUUCUGUCUGAAAAAAAAGAGAGAUUAUAAAAUAAGAACCACCCAUCUUGUAUAUACAAACACCAAAGCGAGCUAGCCUUGAAUCUGUAGAGUCCC
Molecule: messenger RNA, 5901 nt
Organism: Polyodon spathula (Mississippi paddlefish)
Lineage: Eukaryota; Metazoa; Chordata; Actinopteri; Acipenseriformes; Polyodontidae
Product: aggrecan core protein-like
Exons: 19
Coding region: 306-5720 (1804 amino acids)
Biological process (GO): cell adhesion
Molecular function (GO): calcium ion binding; hyaluronic acid binding
Source: RefSeq, a predicted model, not a curated record